This is a messenger RNA of Mycena citricolor, 4676 nucleotides long. NCBI's taxonomy places the organism in Eukaryota, Fungi, Basidiomycota, Agaricomycetes, Agaricales, Mycenaceae. The record is from the annotation of a GenBank genome assembly.
CUAGCCCUGUACUUGGUACUGGGAGGUGGCUCUGAAUACUUGUAGGAGACGCGUCUAAAGAUACAAUAAGUUUUGAUCUUCUCUCAUUUCAUUGUCUCCAGACUCUCCACGCACUUGCCGCAAUCUCCACACGCCGAAGUCAUGUCCAGCCUCCCCUCUUUAGCCAACGUCAAGCUCGACAACGAUGGCGAAAGCCUCUGGCCUAACAUACUCAGCGCAGAACAAGCCGCUCUGAGGGCAGCUCCGACGAAGCCUCGCGCAGAGUACAACGACCCGCUCAUUGGCAUUCGCGUUCUGGGAUUCUUGUUGCAGGAUCUUUGGCAACAUGACCAGCACUCCUUUGGCCUCAUUCCGUACAAAAGACUCGUCAAAGAGAUCGCCUCGUGCCUGUCAAUCUCCGAACCUGGGAUUGCAUUAUCGUAAUCACCUCAUCCGCGUUUUUCGUUCAAAUGGCGGUCCGAUCCCCGAAUGCUCCGAACCCCCUUCUCCAUCUCUGGACGUCGUUCGCGACAGGAUAUUGGGCGGGAUGAAGCCCCCAACAACAGCGGGCGGUGCGCGUCAGAUUGGAUUCCUGCGGGAUGGAUACCGCUGUAUGCUGACCGGGCAUUACGAUCUCGUUUCUACCCUUCGUUACCCUGAGCUAAAGGAUCGUGCUGGCGCUGACGGUGUGAUCAAAACAGUUGCACAUUGUGCCCAUAUCUUUUCCGAGGCCGUACAGGAUAGCGAGCAGAAGGCCAACGACGCUGCCAGCGUGCCAGCAGUUCUCCGAAUGUUUGGGCUUGAUAAUGCGGCUGAGAACCAUGUGGGCCUCGAUAUCCAUAAGCCUUUCAACGUCAUCACGAUGCGGGGCGAUCUACACACUCUUUACGACCUCCUGAUUUUUUGGUUCGAAGAAGUUAUAGGGGAGAAAGACAAGUACGAGAUCGUUUCUAUCAGAAACGAGGUAUUUGGAUGGGGAUACCCAUUCCCCAGUUCGUCACCUUCCGGGUCGAUCCCGCCGUGAUAGCAAGCUGCAAGAUGAAACAAAUCGAUCCUCCUGCGCUGCCUUCACCCUCUCUCCUCGCCAUACGCGCUGCCUGUUCGCGUGUUGCGCACAUGUCGGGGGCCGCUGAGCAGGUCGACCAGAUUCUGCGUGAUCUGGAGGAUACGCCUGUGAUGGCGGAGGACGGCGGCAGUGCUCAUCUUCUCGAAUCGCGCCUGCUGCAGUUGUCGCUUGCCGUUGCUAUUGAGCUCUAGCGCUCGCAGGAGAUCCCUCUUCUCAUUUCCAUCGCGUCUACGACUGCAUCGAGUGAUUAGCGAAACAAUCUUCAUCGCAGAAUUUUGAAGAACCUAGCAACAAUCUUUCAGACGAUGGAAUAGGAUCAUGGACGUCGCUGACCUGGAGCAGGGCUCGGUCUGGCCUGUUAACGUGCUGCGGUUUGAAGUGCACAACGAUGCGUGGACUCGCUGGGUCAGAUCCUCCGCCGGUGGUUUCUGGAAUCACAGUUCGAAUGACGGAUGACGUCCGUAACCGUGUUUGUGUGAAUGCUCGGAAACGAAUGCAUCAGAUGGCACCAUGUCGAGAUCAGCACUCCACCCGCGAGAAGAGACAACCCCGUGUCGCGAAGAACGAGCAACAACUCAAGAGCAAGCCCUCCUCCCGCUGAAUCUCUGGCAACGACAAUGUGCGCAGGAUUCGAGGGUCUAUGUGGCGGUGGUCGUUUCAAAGAAACUUUCGAAGUUUAUGGGCCAGAGAGCGCGACGAUCGCUGCGAACUCGCUCAUAAUUUGCCGGGUCGCUUAGCCUCCUCCUAGUCCUUCGUCAUCCACUGCGCGUCAAUCCUGCGAUCCCGCUCUCAGCACACGCGUCGAGACAAACGGGACGCUAGAGUGAGUCGGGAUACACCCAGGGACAAACCGGGCCCGCCACCAUUUGCAGCCGCCAAGUACACGGCGUGCGACUCUUCGCCUCCCAGAGCGGUAAUGGCGUAUCGGGCAGCGUCGUCGCACUCGCAGCAUGACAUUGGGAUGACGAGUCUGACCACAUCGUCCCAUGGCGGCGACGGAGUGCUUUUAUUACCGAACGCUGCAUGCAGCGCACAGCUCGGGUGAACAUCCGAUGGUUCCCAAGCCGAAGAAGACCGCACCUUGGACCUCUUCGACCUGACUUUGAUUGGACAUAAUGGGUGGAGCCUGCUGCAAAUCAAAGCCGCUCUCGACAGCUGUUGCCUGGUGUCUCGCGGUGAAUGCGAUGCAGGAGGAGAGUGCGAGAGUGACUGAGAGAACGCGAUAGAUCCUCUGUCGCGGAUGGGGAGCGAAUGUCUGCGCUUGAAGGGAGGGAUGCCGAGUUUUUUAAUCAACCAGCUUCAAUGGGGGACACGGCAGCAGCGGUCGAUAAGCCCAGCUCGGGAGCAACUCGGCGUUCCAUGGAUAGCUGCCGGCAGCGCGAACCAUUAAUUAAGCGCGUGACGUCAUCAGCUUUUUAUCACGGGAUCUAAUCGAUAUCAUCUGGUUCUGUUAUCAGAGGUCACAGGAUCCUCUGCAGGGCACGCGAAGUCUCUGAGACCCUGGAUCUAUUUGCAUACAUCAUCCCCGCCAGCUUAAUGGGCGUAUUUACGCACACGGACCAAGCGGAAGUGGCACCGCGUGUGUCUAAUAAUAUUCCUUGUCCUCUUACCGGCACGGUCAGGUGAGAGGCGCCGAGACAUCCUCGAAAUAAACUUGUCUCCUCCGUCUCCGUAGCAUUCGCAGCGACCAGGAGUUAACACGAGUCUCGGGCGAGAUGAAAACGACAUAAAGCGACUGAGAGCAACUCGCUCCCGCGGUUCCGAACGUGGGCUGAUGCACCAACAACUGCAUUGACUCCAUCUCUGCGAGGGCUUUACUCGCACGACAGGUUAUUCACGUCCAAAAUCAUGAUGAGAGGUCAGGCCUGUCAGAAUGUACUUACCAUAACUGGCGUCGCAUUCGAGGAGCGAUAUUUAAACGCGAGGGUCUUGUGAUGAGUUCCGUGAACGUCCAGCCGUCCAGCCCGAAAUGAAAACACCCGCUGCUGGCUUUCUCUUCCUGUGUGCGACCGGUCUCGCUACCGCCACCCCUGAAUUCUUGGGCCAGGCCGAGCAGCAACUCCUCACAGACCGUUUAUUCCAGACGAAUCUCCGAGGCCCGCGGUGGACUGGAAAUGACAACCAGAAUACCUUGACUGCACUGGUGGCCAAUUCGAUGAUCAUUGCGGGGCUCGAGGUCGACACUCUGAACUACACCAUCUACCAAUGGGAUGCCCAAUGGUGGUCUCUGAGCUUCACGCUCAAGAACGGGACCAAAUUGGGGAUCCCCACCACUGGAUACUGGCCGUACUCGGGAAACAGCGGACUGAGGGGCAUCACCGCACCCGUCAUGGACGCCGGGACCUUUGGAAUGUUCCCAAACAUGGAUGCCGACCCGAGCACACUCAACUUGACGAGGUUUCCCCCGAGCGGCGCGAUCAUCUUCUUUGACAACCCGAGCCCGACGCACAAUUAUUCGGAACCUGGCUAUCAGUUGCUCGGGACAUCACGGGAUAUUGGGGCCGCUGCGAUUCCAGAGCUGGGAAACCUGACCAACCCCCAUUGGCAAUCGGCGAAGACGCUCAACUGGACUGCCCUCCGCGAGAUGGGUGUCGUCGGGGCGAUCUCGUCCUGGGUCCACACGUCAGACGAGGAUGCGGCUUUGCAGUUCCUUCCGGACGACGGUGCGCCCGGAGCUACGGAGCUUUUUGACGUGCCGGCGCUCUACGUCGGAAAUUCCACGGGCGAGAUGAUUCGCGGCUUGCUCCGGGCCGAUCAAGUCCUCACCGCAGAUCUCGUGCUCUAUGCGCCGAGUACCUUCUCCCCCACUCAGACGGUAAUCGGUCAUCUCGACGGCGCCGCGAACACAAAUGCAACAAUUAUUCUCUACACACACAGCGAUGGACCGUCGAUCAUCGAAGAAAACGGACCGAUCCUGUUGUUGACCAUGGCCGAGUAUUUCGCCACAUUGAAGCCGCAAUUGAAUCUGAAUCUUGACUUCGUGGUCACGACUGGACACAUGUCCGGGCAUCACCUCAACGAAUCGCUCUGGAUGGCAGAACGGCCCGAUCUGCUCGCCAACGCGGUCUAUGCUGUGUCUUGCGAGCACUUCGGCGCCUUGGAGUGGAAGGAUCAGAUCGUGGACGGAGAACCCGUCUAUCAAGCGACAGGAAAUUUGGAGCCCAUGUGGACGAUGGCGAAUGCCUCCCAUGCGAGUGACUUUUUGCACCAAUCGUACCUCGACGCGUUCGAUGGUACACCAGAUUCUUUGCGCAUGGCGAUGGUUUCUCCUGGCCGACUGAACGGAAGUAGAUCGAUGUGGUACGGCGUCGGAGGCAGCGGGACUUUGGGGCGUUCGAACAUCCCGACCAUAGGGAUCAUUCCCCAACCCGACUACUUGUGGGCGGCAAUGGUGGAUGGAGGUUGGAGCAAGUUGGAUAUCCCGACAGUCGUCGCCCAAAUCAAUGUCAUCAUUGAGCUCAUACAGACGUUGGACAGCAAUUGGGCCCAGGAUCACCCGGAAAGUAUCUAGAGUCUUCACGAGAGGAUAGAGUAUGAUAGGGAGAUCGAAGAAAACAAAAUGUAAUUGAUAGAUCCGAACAGGCCCGCGGACACUCCGUAUUGGGUCGGUCCGGAAUAGAUUAAAAGUUGA